Hydractinia symbiolongicarpus is the source of this 11517-nucleotide messenger RNA. RefSeq lists its product as uncharacterized. NCBI's taxonomy places the organism in Eukaryota, Metazoa, Cnidaria, Hydrozoa, Anthoathecata, Hydractiniidae. Bases 253 to 11226 code for a protein of 3657 amino acids. The transcript has 20 exons. The record is from RefSeq and is a predicted model, not a curated record. Gene Ontology annotation, molecular function: protein binding.
UUGCACAGUAAUUAGUAUUUACACAUUGCGUGAAAAUACAUAAAUAUUUCAUGUAUUAUAUUGUGCUGUAUGAAAUUGUAUUAAAGACAAGUGUAAUGAUGCUACAUAGUACUUUACCUGUAAUAAAACUAUUAUUGUUAGAAUCUAUAAAAAUAAACAUGAAAUAAAAUUUAUAUUGCACGAGAAAAAGCUUGGAAAUGUGAAAAUCACAGAUUCAGUUCCGAUUUAGAAAUAACUGAAACAUAAUAUGAAAUGGAUGAACUGAAAAAGAUCAUCAAAUUUGGUUAUCAUAAUUAUGAGAUUGGAAACAUUGAGCACUGCAUCGUAUUAGGUGGAAAAGGAAUUGAUAUUUUUUGUGCAAAACGUUGGCAGAAUGGCAACCAUAACGAUGAAGCAUGUGAACUUUAUACUUUACUAAUGUUAGCAUAUAUGACUAAAGAAGAAAAUCCGGUUAAUGUAGAAGCCAUAGAGAUGUUUAGAUGUGCGUUGCAUCACAAUAUACGAAAAACGAUGUCAACACUUCAGCAUUAUAACUCUGGAAAAUUCGUGGAAGCAUUCUACAAGUUUCUGUUAAAAAAAUGUUUCCCUCAUGCAUUGACACAAUCUGGAUUCGGUAUUAUGCUCAACAUGAUGGACAAAAAAUCAAAUAUGUAUCAAUCCGACCUACCUUCUGGAAUGCAGUCUGUUUACUUAUUUUGGUAUCAUAGUAUGGAGGCACGAAACACACUAUCCAUUGAUGAAUUUUUUCAUUCAUUUAUGAAUCUUCAUGUACACAGAGUCAAUAAAAGUAUUAUGAAGCAAGCUCAAAAGAAAUGGUUUGAUCUUGGGCUGAAGGAGUUUAAUAAAGCAUUGGGUGAACAAGCUCUAGUCUCACUUAAAAUAGCAGAUAUAUUAAAUAGUUUAUUGGAAGUGGAUGAAGGAGCGUUAAUACGAUUGGACUUGCAUCUUGCAGCUUUCCAAGGUUUUGGGUUGCGAAAUGUUGGUGAAGUAGAUAAGGAAAAGAAAGAGCUUCUUAAUAACUGGUUUAGAAAUUGCUCUAAAUAUAUGCAAUCAAAAGAAUUUGAUAAAGGAAGAUUUUUCUUUGAGAAGAGCUUAUCUCUAUUAAUCUCCAGUGAUAACAGGAAUGAAUUUUUCAUAUUUGAAAAAUUAGAGCAUGUAGAUUAUGAAAGUGCUUUUACCACCAUCAGAUCUGGAUUCAGAAAUGGUACAGCUAAUGCCAAGAAAUUAAAUCUGAUAUGGAAAGAUAUUGCAGCAAUUUUCCUUCAACAAGAACAACUUCUUUUUUCUAUUUUAUCUUACAAAAUAUCCUUUGAAAUGACAGCCGAAACUGAAAUUGAAGUGAAAAGAAAUUUAACAUCAAAUAUGUCACUAGUAAGUUUGAAACUACAUAAAUGGAAUGAUGCCAAGGAUUUUGCCACAGAAUGUAUUCGAUUAGAUCCACGAUGGGACAAGGGGUAUUAUAGACUAGGCCUUGCCUACAAAGAAUUGAAGAACUACAAGAUGAGUAUGUCAACUUAUUUAGAAGGUCUUCAGAAAACUUCGAAAAGCAAAGUAUUGUUUAUUGUGGAAAUACUCAAAAUGAAGGAAAAAUUUGGAUUACGAAACGAUAUCCCAUCUACAGUAUCUUCUGCAGAUCUUUCUAAAGCAUUAAAAAAUUUAUAUGAUGAAGAUGCUGGUAUAUUUUGGAAAAUUCUGGAUAAAAUCAUUGCUACUAAUAACAAAUCGAUAGACAUAAAACAUUACUCAUUACAAUCUGGCUUAGAGUAUGGAAUUCAAAGAAGGUUUCUGGAGUAUCUCAUAAAUCACGGUUCUGAUGUCAACAAAGUCUGCAACAACUUAUCAGUUCUCCAGUAUGCACUAAAUAAAGAACUCUUUGAAAUUUGUGCUAUCUUGUUACAUUAUGGAGCUGUUUUAAUGCCGAAUUCUCAAACAAAACCUUGUGCACCAAUAUUGACAUGUACUGAGAUUGUCCUCGAUACAGGAAAAGCAAACAUCAUGAAGCAUUUUCUUAAGAUGGAAACUGAAAUCUCUUCAUGCGACCACAAUGGCAAUACUGCAUUACAUUUAUGUUGUGUUGGAGAAUGUUGUGAAACCAAGAUCACAUUGAUCAACAUGUUGUUGCGUGCUAAUAUAAAGCAAAAUGUUGUGAACAAAAACGGUAAAAAGGCUUUGCAGUACUUAGCAAUUGGUGAUGCAAGAAUUAAAUGUUUUAAUAAGGUUAAUUUCCCAUCUCAACUGAUUCAUUUAAGCAAAAAGGCUGAUCGAGCAUUUGCUAAUGGAGACUGGCUUUUGGCUAAAGACUUAUUUCUAAUGACUGCUGAAAAACUUUCAGUUGACGCAAAGUACAAACAGUAUGAAUGCAAAAUGUGCACUUUGGCUGCGAUAUCUUUUUUAAAGUUAGGGAAGGUGGAAGAAUGCUUUGGUUGGCUUAACAGAUCCAGUUCAGUGGAUAAUGACGUUAUGAAAGAAACAUUAUUGUCUGUGCUUGAUGGAGAUUUUCAUCACAUUUUUUACUCAAAGUUAUUGCAAUGCAUUGAGGAGAAAGAAUUUGAAGUUGUUCUUCAUGGAAUGUCUUUUCUUGCCGGAAACAGUGAUGACGAAGAAAAAAUAAACGAAUGCUUUUAUGCAAAAGCCGAGGUUGUAUUUAAAUUAAAUCACGAUGUGGAAAAUAAUUUUGAAGAAAUUAUUGAAGGAUCAAGUAUAAAAAAAGUUGACGAAGGUUUAUUAUUAAAAAUGUGUGAAUACUGGUGCAAUCUCGGAGAAGCAGAGAUGGAAGAAAAGUUAUUUGUGGAUGCUCAAAGGACGUUAUGGCUUGUGGUAAAUAUGUGUACCGUGUGGACAAUCAAUCAAGCAAACCAAGAUAAAAUAAAAUAUAUACUUGCUUCGUCUUUUGUUUAUAUGGGUAUCCUAGAUAUUGGGUAUACUCAUUCUCCGGUGAACAUUAAAAGUAAUAAAUUUUUCAAGAAAGCUGCUCAAUAUAAUGUUGAUGUAGAAAAGGGAUUAUUCAAAAAAUGGGAUGAAAAAAUCAGAAGAUUUUCGAAUGUUCGGAAAUAUGAAAUUGCAGGACGAUAUGCUUUUAAUAAGCAUUGUGUUGCCACCCUCCUUUCAUAUGGAGGUCAUCAAAAGUGUCAAAGCGCUACCGAUGUGGCACUUUGUUUUGUUCGUAUGAAUCGCAAAAAGGAAGCGAUAAAGUUUGUGGAAUACGCGUUAAAGAUGAAUUCAACACCCGACAUAACGAUCUCUAAGCAAUGGAAACAUAUCGCCGAAAAUUUGGAGCUUGAACAGUCGAUCCAAGUGCUCCAGUGGGCCUUGAAAUGUGCUCCACUUCAUGAAAAAGCAGAAAUAGCAGAUUUAAAUGCAAAGUUAUCGACAGCAUAUCGUUCAAUUCAUAACAACAGCGAUGCAAUCAGAUAUGCAAGAGAAAGUAUCGACACUCUACCUUCAUAUCAGGGCUAUUACGAACUUGGUUGCUGUCAAGAAGUAGACGGAUGUUUUGAUGAGAGCUGGAAGACUUUCGAGAAAAGCUUCACGUUAACAGAAGAUUUUACAUUAAAAUCUGAGUGCUUGGCACGCUUGUUAAAAGUUAGAAGAAAAUCAAGUGACAGACGCAAGAAAAUCAAUUUGAUUGUGCGCAAAGUUGUCUCAACUGAAACAUUUCAAAUACUAUACCAAGAUCAUACCCGCGAGUCGUGGGAAGUCAUUGAAGACAUGUUUUUUUACUCCUCUUAUGCAAGUAAUAUUGUUCUUGAUAAAAUUUCUCUUUCUACGGUUAUAAAAUACGCGGCAUCGGAGAAACUGGUGCUGGAAAUAAUCAAACGAGGAUGCAUUAUCGAUAGUACAUUAGGUGAUCCUGUUAAACUAAUGUUGGCAAAAUCUUGGUUUGAUGCAGCAGCAUUUUUAAUUUGCUUUAAGAGCAGAGAUUUAAAGUUGCGGAUGAAUCCAUUACUGUAUAGCACGAAAAUGGUUCAUGAAACAGGAGAAAUGAAGCUCGUGUACGCGUUGGUGAAAUUGAUGCAUGCUUCUGAUAUUAAAAGCCAGUUACCCUCCUGUUUGAUUUACUGUUGUGAUGGUCAAUGUUCUGAAAUAAAAAUACAACUUACCAGAUAUAUGGUAUCAUUGGCACGUGAUUUACAUUACGCAGUUAAAAGACACAUAGUGGCUAGAAAGUUGGUAAAUGCGGAUAAAAGAUGGUCUUUGAUAUGUCCUUCAGAUGAUAAAGAUGAAGAAUAUCCUGAGGAAAAAGUAGUUUACAAGCCUAGCUCUUCUAUUAAUACGAAGAAGAAAAAGAAAAAAACAAAGAAGAAGAAAACAAAAGCAGCUCAAUCUAUAUCUAACACAGAAUCUUCCGUUUUUGAUCAAAAUACUAGUCCAGUGCUACACAAGUCUGAUCAAGAACAGGUAUACGUGGAUCAGUCAAAAGAAAUUAAAUCAUUAAUAGAAAAUCUUUCGUUUAAAAAAGAAAAAAUGUUUGACGAGCCUAAAGAGGAAGUCAUAGCCCAAGGAGAUACCAACAACGUGGCUAUAACUGAGACAGAAGAUGACAACAUUGAUAGUAACAUGGACAGUAAUGAACCUGAUGAAAUAAAUGAUCAGGAUGAUUUAGAGGAGUUAACAUUUGAUGGUCUUGCUUGGGAAGUAGAGUGUACUCGUGAUACAUGGAAUGUAUUAAGGGAUAAAAAGUUAGACCGCACAAUGAAAAGAAAGAUUAUUCGCAAAAUAAAGAAAUUAGCAAGUGGCGAAUGGCCAAGGGAUAUAGCAAAACGUUUGGAGAACGUACCACAUGAAAUCAAAUUGUAUGAGGCAAAGAUAAAUAAGGGUAGUCGAAUACUUUGGGAACGUGCUGUGUCAUUUUCCGCUCGCUGUAGUAUGUCUGUUGCUGACACAAUUGAUGCUGAGUUGGGUGCGGUGUAUGCUGAUAAGAUCCGCAUUUGGAAUAUUGCAUUGCAACACGAUGAUGUGCCCAAAAUGAUUGAGAAUAUUAUACACUCCCAUAAACGCGGACAAACAUGUUUGAUCAACAAAAACCUUAAAGGUUUUAAAGAACCUCAAAAAGUCAGAAGCGAAAAAUUGCCUAACAUCUACAUUAAUGAAAAUUAUGCCAAAGAUGUCUUAAAAAAAAUGUCAAAGCACAAACCAUUACAAUCCGAAAAAAACGACAGAUAUGCUUUUUUCCCACCUGCCAGCCCCAAUCAACAAGAAUAUCACAUUUUGAAAUUUUAUGCUUUUACGUCCGCAAUGGCAAGCAGAAUUCUCAGUUUAAAACACUCACAAUAUGACUUUCCUUUUCAAGUUAGUGAACUAGAGCACACUAUAAUAAAUCUCGAGCCAGAUAACAAAUGCUCUAUACUGCUGCUGGGUAGAAGUGGGACAGGGAAAACGACCUGUUGUCUGUAUCGCUUGUGGAGUCAUUACUUAAACUACUGGAAACGAGCUCAAAAUGCAGGUCCAUGGCUGCCAAAGUAUUCCCUACCUAAUAAGCCAUGUGACCAAGACGAAAUUCAAGAAGAAGUGGUUUCUAACAUUACUGUUUCUCCGUCUGAAGACGAAACUGAAUAUAUUUACCCAUGUCUGUGUGUGGAUGAGUGCCGUUGUGAAAGUUUGAUUUCUCAAGUAUGGGGUGAAGACACCCACACAGCGGAAAAUUAUAAAAAAAUUGAGAACAGUAAAAUUAGUGGGAAAAACAUGAGUGUGAUUGAUGAGGAUAAAAACAGUAACAAUGAGUUACAUGAAGAGAAUAGUGACUUGGAACAUUUGCGUCAGCUGCUUAUUACAAAGAAUGAUGUUUUAUGUUCUGAAAUAAAAGAUAACUUUUGUGAAUUAUGUCGUGGGAGUGGCAUUGAAUUUGUGCAAGAGAAGAAUGAGGUGUAUAAGAACAUUAGAGACAUUCCUGCUGAGAAGUAUCCUUUAUUUAUUACUACAAAAGAUCUGCUAUUGUUGCUAGAUGCCUCUUUGGUGGGAGAUUCGUUUUUUAAAAGAGAUGCAGAUGGUAAUAUGCUAGAAUAUAUCCAAGGCUGGGGAAAGCAUAAAACCGAGCUUUGUUGUUUACCUCUCGUGGACGAAGAUGAAGACAUGGAAUGUGAAGAAAAUACAGAAAAAAUCGAAGAUGAUAGCGAGUGUGCUGUACAGAUAAGUAGACGGACGGAAGUCACUUAUGACGUUUUUUCUAAAGAAAUUUGGCCAAAAAUCUCAAAAGAAAAGAAAAAUGACUGUCAUCCUUCUCUUGUUUGGAUGGAAAUUAAAUCAUUCAUCAAAGGAUGUGUGGAAUCUUUUUUAAAUGAAACUGGUAUUCUAUCGAUGGAAGAAUAUCAAGAGAUUGGACGUAAAAGGGCCCCCAACUUCACAGGUGACAGGGAAAGUGUUUAUGCCAUGUUUAGCCAGUACGAGAAAGCAAAAAAAUCCUUAGGCUAUUUUGACGAGAUGGAUGUUCAUUUUAACAUUUACAAACGAUUGAAAAAAUCAAUCAUUCCAGACUGGGGCUUCCAUCAGGUGUAUGUAGACGAAACUCAAGACUUCACUCAAGCAGAAUUACUACUACUUUUGCGAUGCAGUUUGAAUCCUAACGCCAUGUUUUUUUCUGGUGACACUGCUCAAAGUAUAAUAAACGGCGUCGCAUUUAGGUUUUGCGACCUUCGAUCUUUAUUUGUCAUUGCUAAACGAGAAUUGGAAUACAGUAACAUGCCUUUAGUUGCAGUUCCAAAGAAGAUUCACCAGUUAACACAUAACUAUCGAUCACACAGUGGUAUCUUACAGCUAGCUUCUGUUAUUGUGCAGUACCUGAAGUUAUUAUUUCCUGAGUCAUUUGACCAUUUGCGACCAGAUGUUGGGUUGUUUCCUGGACCGAAGCCUGUGAUUUUGGACACUAGUGAUUUUUCAGAACUUGCUAUGUUGUUGCAAGGCAGUAAACGUGAAACUUCUGCCAUUGAGUUCGGAGCACAUCAAGUUGUUCUUGUUCAGAAUGAGAAGAGCAAGGCGAAUCUUCCUGCUGAACUAAGUUACGGUUUGGUUCUAAGUAUCUAUGAAGCAAAAGGUUUGGAGUUCGAUGAUGUACUACUAUACAACUUUUUCAAGGAUUCUGAGGCCUCGGAAGAGUGGAGGGUGAUUGCAACGAACAUUGACAUGAUUGAAGAUAUCCAGCAUUCAGAUACUAGCUUACAAGUUUUGCACGCGGACAUUUUAGAGAGUGAAACAAGACCUUUGGAAUUUAAUAGAAAUAGCCAUAAACUUUUAAAUGCAGAACUCAAGAAAUUUUAUACUGCUGUAACCCGUGCAAGAGUUCAUGUUUGGAUCUUUGAUGAAGAUAAAACGAAAAGAGGCUCAAUGUUUGAAAUGCUUAUCAAGAAAUCUCUGGUUAGAGUGGUUAAACUAGACAAGAAUUUUGAUGCAAAAAAUCUCUUCGCUGAGAAAUCUACCCAGGCAGAGUGGAAAGAAAAAGGCAUGGAUUUCUACACGAAAAAGCGUUGGGAAUUGGCUCUUAAAUGUUCUGAAAGAGCUGAAGAUGAGGAGCUAAGGAAAAGAUGUGAAGCACAAAUUCAAGGGGAAUAUGCAUUGGAAAAAGCACGGGAGUGGAAUGUAAAACGCAGUCGGACACAACUCCAGAAUGUAUACAGAGAAUUUGAAAAGGCUGCAAAGUUGUUUUUGGAAAGUGAAUUAGUUGAAGAGGCUAAAGUGUGUCUUAAGAAUUCAAAGCAAUGGUGUAGUUAUGCUCGAAUUUGUGAAAAGCAAGAAGAGUUUGGAGAAGCUGGAAAGUUUUAUAAAAGAACUGGAAAUAACGACGACGAUGCAUUAAGAUGUUUUGAAAAGGCGAACAAUAUCAUGGCUUCUAUAAGUUUACUGACUGCAGGAGAUCGUUAUAUUGAAUGUUUAAUGCUGCUGCAGAAUCACAAGCUGGAUGGGACAAACUAUUCUUCACAUAUAACAUCAGUAGCCGAUAAAGCUUCAAAUUAUUAUUAUCAGAGAAAUGACUUUGACAAACUUGAGCAAGCUUUAUCCUAUCUGGAAUUUGAAGAUAAGAUAUCCUUUUUGUACAAAAAAGAUGGCUGUGAAAAGCUUCUUCUUCAACAGUUUAGAAAGUCAAAGCGGCUUGAUUUGGCUGUUGAGUAUCUAAUGCAACAGGAAAGAUACUUGGAAGCAGCAGAGUAUGCGUCUGAUGAUUUUGCUAAAGCAGACUGCUUGUUACUCGCCGCCAGAAAGGUUGUUGACAGUGGAAAGAAAGACCCAUCACUUGCUGAAAAGUUGAAUGACGUAUAUGAAUGUCUUGAUUAUUCUUAUUAUAUGUGCAAAGCAGCAGUGUUGUACUCUCUAAUAGAAUUAACUGAUAAAAAGGAUGAAGACAAGUAUACCUUACUUAGUCAGGUGCUUUCUCAUGGUCAAUUUGAAGAGCAAAGGCGCUUCUUGCAAGAUAAAGAUGAUUGCGAACAAUUAUUGCUUAAUUUGUUCAAAACUCACGAUCGCUCAGAUUUAUCUGUACAGUAUUUGAAAGAAAGACAUAGAUUUAUCGAAGCCGCUGACGUAACUAAUGAUGCGCUUCUUAAAACCGAAUGUCUGCUGAUAGCUGCUAGAAAUGUACUAAGAACAGACAAGAUCGAAGAGAAGUCCUUGAUUGCGAAGAAACUUGAAAGCGCAUACAGUGACUUAGUUGGUCAUAAGAGUGUUUUAAGGGCAGAUUCACUUUAUUACAGAAUGUGCUUGCUUGACAAUCUGAAACACGUUACUGAUGCAGUACGAUUAUAUGAUAAUGCUGAGAAUGUCGUUGGUAAGCUGUUGUGCUUUGAUCUUUGGCAAAAGAAGAAGCCGGAUUGCAUAAUGGAAUACCAACCAGCACUAAAAAGCUCCUGUUUGAAAGCGAUGGUAAAUCAUGUUGCAGUAGUACUUAGAUCAAUUUCUCAUCUAUUAGAUGAGAAAAUUGAGGAUGAAAAAUUUCACGAGUAUUACAAUUACUUCGGGUUUGAUGCAUCAGACAACACAAUUUCAUCAAUGACUCAAUGCGACCUAUCUAGUGUCACUUAUUUUUCCCGAUAUUCUGAUCAGAAAGAUAUCAAGAAGUUUUCUGUUUUAAAUAAAAUUUCAACAGUUGACAUAAGGAAGUUCAUUGCUAAAGUUUUGUUUAAUCUUUUGAAGAUGUUUGUCAUUGAUCUUCGCAAUUUGAUUAAAAGUAAACUCUUUAGUGUCAUAAUGUGCUCAUUGUCCUGCGCUCAAAAGAACUGUGGUAAAUCACACGUUGUUCCUGAUUUACAGAUAUUCCUGAAGGGAAAGCAACUUGUUAUUAACUUUCUGAAUCUGCAGUAUAUGCUUUUGCAUCAGAAAAAAGUUUUUCAAGCUCAUUUUUCAGAUCUUAUCCUCCGGUGGUUAGACAUUGAAAGCGAUAUGGACAUUUCAAACUGCGUAUUUGACUAUAUUACUGGUUUUAUUGAGUAUCUACACAUUCCUCAUCUAACAUCAUCACUCAUACAUGAGUUUUUUAAAUAUUCUCAAAACGCAUCGCAUCAGCUUGCGUUAUACAUCAGACGUGCUUGGAAGGUGAGAGAAGAAAAGGGAAUCAUAGAUGUGAACUUCUACUACAAAAUACAUUUCUUGUCGUUCAUGAUUGACAAAAGUAAUCCGGUAGUUGAUGAACUUAUGUUUCAUGCUACUGACGAAAAGAGUCGUGCUGUAAAGAAAAAAUAUUUCUUUAAUGUUCUUAAGCCACUUAGUGCUGCUAUCUCACAUUUCUACCGCCAACACAAUGUAAUUAAUGCGUUAAAAUCUUACUUUUUAAUGGUAACUGUGCCAAUCAGGGAAACUUCUCUGACUAAUCCAACACUCAAUAUAUUCUGCUCUAUCCUUGAAGUACCUUUGAUUGUUAUAUUUACAUCGCUCGCCGCUCUAAAAGGAAAAUCCGUAAUUUUUCCAGAAAGUUUAAUGCAAAAGAAUACAUUUUUUGACCAAUUGUACAGCAAAUCAGAUCAAUCUGGUUUUGAGGUAGCUGUACGAAAAUUAAGAACCGACAAAGUAUUCAGGCUAUCUGAAUUUUUUAAAAAGUUUUAUAGCCUCUUGAUUGACACAAACUCAAACUUUAAUGCGUUUUUUGCGCUGAAAAAUGAACUUCAAACCUCUAAUCAAAGCUUGGCAAGAGAUGUAGCAAACGAGUUUGUGCAGUGUAGUGAAAGACUGUUGGUAAUAUAUCUGACAGUCCUAUCUAAUAUAGAAUCACUUACAUCAGAAAGUGGCAAAGUUGUCAUACAGCUGUUUCAAAGCAAUAAAAUUAUACAGCAUAACCCACUUUGUGAAACAUUCAAUGAAAUAGGAAGGCUGAAUAAUUCAAAAGAAGCUCAAACUUUGUUGCAACGUGUACUGGAAACUAAGAAAGAUAGAAUAAAAACUUUAACAUGGAGUCCAAAGCACAGCCGUUUGCAAAGCAAUCUAUUAUCAGGAAAACAGAUUCCUAAAAUAAAAGAUAAACAUGGCAAAAGUACUCGUAGCAAAAAUAAAUUGAUUAAUGAUGACGAAGAUACCUGGGAUAUCAUCAGCGACUCAGAUGUUCAAACAAGAAACGUAAAGGAAAACACGGUUCAAACAAGUAAGGAGGAUGAGUAUGAAGCUAUGUGGAAGCCUCUUCAGAAAGAAAAUUCGUCUGUAUAUGCGGCUGACGACGAAGCUGAUGAAUCUGAUGAGGAGUAUAAAGUAACAGAAGAUUUAGAACGAUCUAAAAAGAAUGUUGCUGCAACCACUGUUCAAAAUUGGUGGAAAAACGUUCUGGAGAAAAGGGAAAAGCAAUUAUUGAUCCGCAAAAAGGCUGUCACCCGAUUGCAGAAAUGGUGGAGGGAAUUAUUGGUGAAGAUUGGAGCUGAAGCAGAAAGUAAGGAAAAGUUCAAAAACGAUGACAACAAAAAAGAUUCUUUAAAAAACGAAAUCACUUCAACUUUUGAGCCACAUCAAACAAAUCAUCUCGAGUAUAUGAACUUUUCUAGUGUUCAGAAAAAAUUCAAGAUUCUUAGGGAAAGUUUUGAAAAUCUUUAUAAAGACCCAGCUAUGGAUCCAGAUGAAAGAUAUGAGUUAGAUAAAGCCAUAACCGGCCUAUCAAUGAAAAUUAAUAUAGCUACUCAUUUACGACAUUGGAAUGAAGCUGGUGCACUUCUCGAGAUGGUGCGAGAACUACAAAAGAGAAAUGAUAAAGUAAAACAACAACUAGAAGAAGAGGAUAUGGAUGAAAAGUUUGAAGAGUUUGGAGAUAUUGCGGUAAGGCAAUAAACGAAAAAAUACGCAAAGAAAACUCAAAUGGCGAAAUAAGCAUGAGUUAGCAAUACUUUAGAGAACACUAAAACGUUAACAUUUAUGAAUGAAGCACAUAUAAUUUUAAUUAAAUUAAUUUUUAAAUAAUUUUAGCACACAUAUUUUAAAACGCGUAUGCAACGGUAUGCAUUCGCAUUUAUUUCCAAUGACUUCUUUGUAUAUAGAUGAAUUAGAAUUAGAUAUUAGUUGUGCGCUGGACGUACUAGAGUAGAGAAAUCACACUAUAUAAUUGUAGAUGUAGAAAUUUCA